This is a messenger RNA of Laccaria bicolor S238N-H82, 2592 nucleotides long. RefSeq lists its product as uncharacterized. The transcript is spliced from 4 exons. The record is from RefSeq and is a predicted model, not a curated record. NCBI's taxonomy places the organism in Eukaryota, Fungi, Basidiomycota, Agaricomycetes, Agaricales, Hydnangiaceae. The coding region runs from base 1 to 2592 and encodes 863 amino acids.
AUGCCUGCUGCUUUCUCGCGACUUCAGCUGGCUGCUGCCCUGCUAGUUUAUGUUGCAGAGUAUGACAACGAUCCAGAUGACCCACAUGCCCCACGUCGUCUAGCUAAGGAGAGCGCAAUCUUCGCACACCUUCGCAGAAACCCAGCAGCUCGACCGCAUGUCGCCUCUCGCAAGAGUGAUUACCUUGUAUCGGAGACAGGCAGUAUCGCGAAGAAAGAGUCAGCAUCAAAUACUCGUCGAUCCAGAACUUCGCGAACAUCCGAUGGAAUUCUACGAAACCCCUUUGGAGCUGACGAUUACUCUGAAUAUGACGAAGAACGCCGAGACGAAGGGACUGAGUUGGAGGUAGACCUUGCUUCUUGGGGUCUUGACGCUUUCAUCCCAAAAGACAAGUCCAAGUCCAAGGGAAAAGCGAAACAACCUACCCCUCCUGCAAUUGUGUCUGUGCAAUCCCAUAAGCCAUCCACAAACCAUGAUCCAACAACCUCGCCCAGGCGUGCUUUGGGUGCAUCUAGAUCUCUUAGUGUUGGCGGAAAUCUUGAUUACUUUGGUGGGGACGCCGAACCCUCAGCACGCAUGCCCUCCUCUUUGGUGGAUGAACAUCGACGGAGGUCGUUCAGCACUCCACUUGAGCUAGCUGGCAUGCAAUCUUCAAAUAUUUCUUAUUCUCCGCAGCGUCGCCGUGCAGCGUCACAAUCAUCCAUAUCUGCUCUUCAGCCUCCAUCGAUCCCCUUUCCAUCUGUUGUAGACUCAUCCAUGCCUCUUGACCCAAGGCCGCUUCGUGACCAGCCAACGGAGGAUAAUGAAUAUUCUAGCAGGAGCCGGGUUGUGUCCAACGGCACGCUGGAGACUGCACUGCGUAGCGACAACCCAUUUGAACUGGGACUCCCUUCCCGGAUGUCUCGCUUUGAUCCUAAGGCUGCCGCACAUACCCGUACCAUGUCGAAUGCCACCAUAGGAUCAAGAAUGCUUCUUGACAACGACGGUCUAUCUGUAUCCUCAGGGGAUUUAGAACAUGAUCGUCCAUACUCCACCAUGGAGCUUCUCCGGCCCAAAGUCCUUGUCAUGCCCAGCCCUCUUCAGCCUAUUUCUAUGAAUACUCCUCAAGAUAGCAAUAGAGCUCACGACGGAUUUGAGUUAUCAACUGAUGGACCUCCACUACCACCAGGCGCUCGUUCGUCUCGAGCGUCAUUAUCCUUGUCAGCAUUUGAAGCGCCUCCAAUCGCUUCUAAUUCUUUCACACCCAAUCCGGUCGCGGACCUGUCCCUUUCUCAAAAGACCUUCCGCGAUGUCCCUCCUCGAGGAAGAGUACUCAAAGCCAUCACGUCCAGCUGGGUUUUUACUGGUGACCAGCGUCCUUCAAUGAUGGCCAGAAAUCUUCAACGUGCCAGUACCCUCAUUGACCCUGCUUCUCUACAAGCUCGUCCCACAAACCAGCGUCUCAACUCUUAUGGUUCUCAGGAACCUAAACAAACCGUUGUAAAUCGAAAUUCGGUCAACAUUAAACCCCUUUUGAAUUUUGAGGAUGGAAGUAAGGCUCUUCAGCCUUCAACCUCAGCGAAUCGAAACAUAGGCGCCCGUUCCGUAUUUGGCGUGGAUACACUGUGGGAGCGUGAAAUGGCUAAGCUGCAUGAAAUGCAAGCCUCGGAAAAGAUUGAAAGCGAGCAACGGAUACGCAGAGAAGAGGAGGAAGCGAAGAAGAAAGCUGAAAAAGAACAUAGACGGAAACGGAAACGGAAGGGAAAAGGGGGGAAUAAUGCUAACGAAAAGGAACAAUCUGACGCUGAACCACGGUCAGUUACUCUACCAUUAUUACCCGAUGUUCGACAGGUUGUAAGAAAAACUUCACCCCGUCCUUCUGACAACGAAUCCACGUCAGAAAGCGAUGAUGUUGCGGAGAUAGCUGGGAGAAACACGGAGGGGGCAUCUGUUGGCUGGCACGCGGGGUCUUCUGAUGAGGAGGAUAAUAAAAUUCGUCGGACGACGGGAACCGGACCUAGAUACCCACUUCAUGCACGCAAAGCCUCCGAUCCUCAACCUCGGGAUAGUGAAGACGAACCACUUGCAACAACGUUGCGGCGGACAACUCGGCUCCGACCCCCACAUGAAAGAACCUCAGACGACGAGGACGAGCCAUUGGUGUCGGUUCUUCGGAAAACGAAGAUCCCAAACUUACCCUCUAUGGAUAUCAACUUUGACGGCCCACCUUCGAACGCACGUGCAGGGGCUGACGACGAAGACGAUCAACCUCUCGGUCUGCGCGCAUCGAGGCUAGUCGGAUCAUCAGGAGCAGACGAUGACGAUCGGCCUUUGGCUUACCAUCCAGAACAACAGCGCCGCACCCAAUACCAAAUGCUUGCGCAUCAUCAUCAGCAGCAGCAGCAGCAUAUGAUACACGCUCAACUGCAGAACAGUCUGUUUUUUAAUCAGUCGAUGAUGGGAUCAGGCUUUUUUGUUUCGCCGAUGAUGAAUCCGAUGGCUCUAAUGCAGCCUCCUGUACCAAUACCGUCACCACCUCCAAUUCACGAUGAAGCCAAGCUUGUGAGGGUCGAUAGGUGGCGACGGGACGUGACCGUCGAUGGUGAACCUUAG